AUUAAAUUUACCACCGACUUGACUCCACCAAAACAUCAAGUACGGUUCAUUUGUCCCAUUUACUUCACUUCACUCCACUCCACUCUCAUGUAUCUCCCCGCACCAAACACCGACUACGUAUUUCUCACUUGGGCACAAUCCCUCAAUGGCCGCAUCGGCUACACUUACUCUCAAGGUAAGCCCAAUCCGGGUCAGCUCGUACUCUCUGGCCACGAGUCUUUCGUCAUGACACACAAACUGCGCGCUCAUGCAGACGGUAUCAUGGUCGGUAGCACUACUGUUCGUGUCGACAAUCCAAGUCUCACUGCGCGGCUUCCGGAUCCUGCUCACGACACACUUCCUCUUGAUCAGCAACCGCGACCUAUUCUCGUCGACUCGUCACUCUCGCUUGACUAUGAAUCGCUCAAAGUCAUCAAGCUCGCUCGACUUGGUGUCGGCAAAGCACCUUACGUCAUCGUUUCGCCGAAAACAGAGUCGGCCGCGAAAAGCGAUCCAAUUAUAGAGCAGAAAGUAAACGUCAUUACUCGCGUAGGCGGUAAGCUUAUUGUUCGUGCGACAGACAAUACUGUACGUUUUCAUGAAUAUGUCGCCUUGGACCAGUUGCGCGAGCUGGGUAUUCGACGUCUCAUGGUAGAGGGAGGCGCGAGGCUGCUCUCCCAUGCUCUGAAAAGUGAGUGCGUGGAUGCCGCUAUUGUCACCAUCUCUCCGCAGUUCGUUGACCCACUCUCCACCAUUGGUAUAGAUGCUCCUUCUCUGAAUUGGCCUUGCAAGUCUUGGGAAAUGUUUGGCGACGACGUUGUCUUUGAAGGAAGACGCCGUUGAACUGGUGCAACUUAGUAUACCAAUUACAUUUACCGAAAUACAACACGGUGCAGCGGACUAGACUUGUCGAUAAAUCUCGUUAAAGCUCAC
Molecule: messenger RNA, 912 nt
Organism: Schizosaccharomyces japonicus yFS275
Lineage: Eukaryota; Fungi; Ascomycota; Schizosaccharomycetes; Schizosaccharomycetales; Schizosaccharomycetaceae
Product: 5-amino-6-(5-phosphoribosylamino) uracil reductase
Exons: 1
Coding region: 88-822 (244 amino acids)
Biological process (GO): riboflavin biosynthetic process
Molecular function (GO): 5-amino-6-(5-phosphoribosylamino)uracil reductase activity
Source: RefSeq, a predicted model, not a curated record